GACUAAGUGAGUAUCACAUGAUAGUAUCAUUUUUUUGAAACCAAUAAGUGUCUAGCCAGGACUUGUUCUUGAUCUUAGCUGUGAUAUUAAUUCGAAUUGUUCAAUAUAGGCAAGAUCUUGUGCUGCAAGUACUCGUUAAUAUCUCAAUCUCCUCAUUAUCUAGGUAUCAUUAUCAUCCUCAUUAGAAAUUUCUUCUCGACAAAAUGGCUUCGUUUAAGCGCAAGAACCAGAACAAGAAGAAUUCGAAAGGCCUAAAGACCUAUCAAGGUGGCGAUGGUAAGCCCACGGAUAAGGCCGAGCCGGGUGAGCAGACCAACGCCGCUGGCUAUGUCUUGAAUAAUCCUUUGAAGGGGUACAACAAGGUAGUGGAGAUGCAGAACGCUGCUUUCGAGCGCUACUACCGUGACCAAGGCAUCUGCGAAUCCGAAGAGGAAUUCAAAACCUUCAUGGCUACGUGUCGGACAGGUCUCCCCUGCGGUGUUCGCGUGAACGGGACUCUAGGACAACAUGCGAGGAUGCUAUGGAAGCAAUUCCAUUCUCUAUUAGCGCUUCCUGCGGAAGAGGAAACAUCCAAAGUUACAACAACGGCGAGUGCAAGUACUGCAGAACAAAACUGUUCCCCGACAAGCGCUGCAACAGAGACUUCGCCAUCUAAAGCUGAGAAAAAGGCAGAUGCUGCAGCUUCUGAGGGAACUCACGCGAGCGCUGCAGUUGACGACAGCAAAACCAACAAAGAGGAAGGAAUAAAGACUGAAUAUGCUCAGGAAGUCGAGGGCAGCGAGAAGAAGCUUUCAGAAACGAAGGGAGCUGCCAGUGCGACUUCUCAAAGCACUCCGCCGUACAUGCUACGACCGAAAACGCUUUCCUGGUACCCGCGUGGUUUGGCCUUUCAGUUCGACUACCUGGACGCUCGCGCGAUCAAGAAAGACGCGAACUUUCGUUUUCUGAAGCAGUUUUUGAUGAAUCGCGAAGUCUAUGGAGCCAUUCAGCGACAGGAGGCCGUGUCCAUGAUCCCGCCCCACCUUCUGAACAUCCAGCCAGACGAUCUUGUCCUCGAUCUCUGCGCCGCACCGGGAAGCAAGACGUGCCAGAUGCUUGAGCGCAUGCACUGGGAAAGCCAAGCCUCGUCUGGAAACGCCGACGGCCCGAGUCAGUUUACUGUCGGUCGUGGCGGAGUGUUGGCGAACGAUGUUGAGUGGAAGCGUGCAAACAUGUUGACCCACCAAGUUCAGCGUAUCGGGUCUCCCGCAGUCGGUGUUUUGAACACCGAUGCACAGUUCUUCCCAACCAUGAAGCGCGCUGAUGGCUCAGGGGUUAAUUUCGACAAGGUAUUGAAAUAUUCUGCUUUGAGAAGAUUGCUGCAGGAGUAUGUUUUUUGUUUGCCUCAUAUUCCCUCCAUACUUCGAUCACUGUAAGCAAGUAGUUGGCACAUUAUGUUAAUCAUUGCACUCGUAUUUUGGCAUCCUUUCAGACGGAUUUUCAAAAUGCAAAAUCUCAGGUGCUGUGCGAUGUCCCCUGCUCUGGGGAUGGUACUGUUCGCAAGACGCCGAAUAUCUGGCGCACGUGGACUGUGUCUGAUGGUCUGGGUCUGCAUUACCGGCAAUUAGCCAUCCUAUGGCGAGGUUUGGACGUGCUCCGCGUUGGCGGUCGAUUGGUUUAUUCGACCUGUAGUUUGAAUCCAAUGGAGAACGAAUCCGUGAUCGCCGCAUGUCUAGAGCGUUGUGGCCUCACUGCUGUCGAGGUGGUAGAAGCCGACUUUUUGAGUCAUGAAAAUGUUUCGUUGAACGGCCGCAAAGGGCUGACGACUUGGAAAGUGCCGCUUCCGAAAGGGUCUGCGGGCAUGUAUAUCGCAAGCUACGAGGAGACGCCACAGGCAUUGCGCGAGAGCAACAAAAUUCGCAAGAGCAUGUUUCCGCCCCCUGCUGUUGGCACGGACGGCGCGAAUGAGAAGACUGCGCAGAUUUGCGAACAGUUGCAACGAACACGGCGAUUUCUACCGCAUCUGAUGAACACGGGCGGAUUUUUCGUAGCUGUAUUGGAGAAAAAGGCUGAGCUUCCACGACAGCAAGAGCGACUCGAGCGUCAAAAGGCGUGGCACGAGAAGCAGCGACUGUUACAGGAAGAAGCAGCAGCGUCGGCAGCGUCGGCUCCAGUAAGCGAAGCUGAGCCACCAACGAAAAAGCUAAAAGUUGAAGACGGAACUGAGCAAGUGAACACUACAACAGAACAAGAUGAAAAGAGUAAGGCUGAAGUUGAAAGUGUUGAGCCAAAAAAAGUAGCGCAAGCUGUCAAGGAACAGUCCAGCGACGCUCCCGCAGCUGACGAUAACGGGGCGGCCUCUUCACAAGAGAACAAUAAAAGCGACGCAGAAGAUGCGAAGAAGGAUGACAGAUUAACCCCGUCGAAGCCUAGCGAAGAGGACAAGUUUGUGCCAAUUGACAGUGAUGAGUGGCAGUGCAUCCAAGACUACUACGGCUUACCAGCGUCUGCACGAACUCACUUUUACAAGCGUCCGCACAUGCACGGUGAUCACAAGAUCUACGGAAUCUCAGAAAAGCUCCGUGAUGUAGUCGAGUGUUGUCAAAACACUGGAAGCACCAAGGUACUGAAUUAUUUGAUUUUCUGAACUGCCAUUUUCAUACUUGUCUGUUACAGAUAAUUCGACAACGGGCUAGGAACCAUAUCGAUAUCUUUCUUUCUCGAACUCCAACAGGUGAUUUCAUGCGGUAUUCGGUGUUUUCAGAUGUUGAAUAGCUUCGGAGGCGAGUGCGGAUGGCGUGUGACGCAGCAGGGUCUCUUGUAUUUGAUCCGUCUUGGCCUCUCUCCGCGCCGUAUUCUUAACGUGCAGCCGGGCCUCCUGUUGAAGCUUCUGGAGGUGCGAGAGUUGAAGACACAAGAUGUGCUUGAAAAAUCUGCUGAGUUUUUCACGUCUUCUGAAGAAGUCUCGAAAUUUGCACCCCAAAAACAGGACCAGCAAAGCAGUCAAGACGAUAGAAGUAAGAUUGCGGUUGGGCAGGGGAGUUAUGCACUGUACUGCGCUGAGUUUGACCUUCACGUCUGCGUGAUCGUAUCUCGCAACUACUUCACAUUGUACGUUGACAAGCAAGAAGCCAAAGCGCUGCUAGCGUGCUUGCAAGUGGGCCCGGAUCUGGCGAAAGAGAUGGGUUUUACCUCAUAAGUAAGUAACAACAUGGUUAGAUUGCUAGAGUUAUGAUUUAUGAAUAUUUGCUUGCUACCAACCCCAAUGGACGAAAACAUGAUGUUAAAAUGACGAAAAUGCCGCACUUUUUUCCCACAUCAUUUUUUACGAUUGAACAAGAGAAUGCCCUGUCCCGGUUGCUUCGAUGCG
Molecule: messenger RNA, 3349 nt
Organism: Amoebophrya sp. A25
Lineage: Eukaryota; Dinophyceae; Syndiniales; Amoebophryaceae
Source: the annotation of a GenBank genome assembly